AGAGAACGAUGUGGAAUACACUCACAACAUGGAGUUGGAGGAAGGAGACCUUGUAGAAGAAGCCACAUCUGCCCCAGCAGGGGCUUCAGCCGCAAAUAAGAAACACAGUUCAACUAAAGGUGGUCGCUCAGGAGCAGCAGGCAGCCUCUCUUUGCGAAGAGCAAUGGAUUGUGGGGAUGGAAAUAUUCUUUUGAAGCCAGACUGUCAACUUUCCUCUGAAGGUUGCCUAGGAAACUCAAAGCCCAGCAGUCGGCGUACCUCCCCGAGAUCUUUGGCUUGUGCUUCAGACCCCCUGGCUAAUUCUGAAGAGAGAAUAUGUGAGGUUUCCGAUUCCAAUGUUGGUGCUUCUGCUUUAAAUGGCAUAGCUGCUGGGGAAAAGGCCAGGAAAGGAAUAGCGGUGGGGCCUAAUUCAAAUCGAUGUCGUAUGGAAGCAACCGAGGCAAAUGAUUUGGAAAACAGCUCUGAAGCCAGAGAGCACCAAGUAGUCCCCUCUGAAGGGGCUUCAGCAGAUCUGGAGGAAGCUAGACUUCACCUCUUGCCAGGCAUGAGCAGCGACAGCGACAUCGAGUGUGACACCGAAAACGACGAACAGGAAGAGGCCGAGACUGCCUGCGCCACUCCAGAGAUCUACAACCAACCUUUCCAGAUCCAGCCUUCAAACGAUG
This is a messenger RNA of Thamnophis sirtalis, 665 nucleotides long. The record is from RefSeq and is a predicted model, not a curated record. Lineage: Eukaryota; Metazoa; Chordata; Lepidosauria; Squamata; Natricidae.